UCAGCAACUUUGGCCCAAAAUGACAGCUCAAUAAAAGCACCAGGCACUACUAUGUCUGGGCCCACUCCUGAAACAAAUCGCACCGUUAACUAUGGUAUACACAUCGAUGGACAUGGCUGUAUAUAUAAAGUUCUCAAGUCCGCAAACGCACUGUACACCGUCAGUUGCCAUGCAUGGUGUCCAGAUGGAUAUUUUUACAAGCUUCCAAAGUUAACGCCUUGUCUACAAGUUGCCAAUGAUUUUGCUGAAAGAAGCUUAAGGUCCGAUGUAACUCAGUGCAUCAGAGGCAUUUGUGUACAUGGAAUAUGCAGACCUUAUCGUCGUCGAGUCAGCUGCCACGUACCAAUGGCCAGAAAACACUGCUGGGAUGACUACGGGAACUAUUACCUAAUGCGACGUUAGGCUUGCUGGUCAUUGUUGCUGUUAAUCAAUAAUUUCAGUUUAUUCGUUCAAUAAAUUGAACAGGGAAACCCUUAUUUUGUACCACAUGGUGUUCUAUAGAUAUUUAAAGUGCCCUUGUCAAGUGGGUCAAAUAUGUACCAACCGCUCCGUACUAACCGAAAGAGAGGGCGUCCUCUCUUUUAUAUAAUGGGAUAAAAUAUAUCGCGCACGGAAUGAAUAGCGCCAACUCAUUAUACCUUAGCCUGGAAAUAGCGGCUGGUAGUUUACUGUUGUAGUUUGAUCUUUGCUAAAACUUGUCACUCACCGUUGGAGACAUAAUGUGUGAUAGUUC
Messenger RNA from Dermacentor silvarum, 733 nucleotides. RefSeq lists its product as uncharacterized. Gene Ontology annotation, biological process: negative regulation of chemokine activity. The transcript has 6 exons. NCBI's taxonomy places the organism in Eukaryota, Metazoa, Arthropoda, Arachnida, Ixodida, Ixodidae. The coding region runs from base 52 to 402 and encodes 116 amino acids. The record is from RefSeq and is a predicted model, not a curated record. Gene Ontology annotation, molecular function: C-C chemokine binding.